Messenger RNA from Cooperia oncophora, 295 nucleotides. The record is from the annotation of a GenBank genome assembly. Lineage: Eukaryota; Metazoa; Nematoda; Chromadorea; Rhabditida; Trichostrongylidae.
GUUUUUGGGACUUUCUACGAUGUCGUCCAAUCAUUACUGGGACACGGCAUUCGUCCUUGCAACGGUUGUAUUCUGCCUUCUGUACCGAACAAUCGGUGUACUUGCUCAGUGUUUCUUCCUAAACAAAUUCCGUCACAAAAAGUUUACAAAGAUCGAUCAACUCAUUCUAUCUUACGGAGGCCUUCGUGGUGCGAUCGCUUUCGGUCUGGCGAUUUCAAUUCCAUCAACAAUUAUGGCGAGGCAGAUGUUCAUCACCACAACGAUAGUCGUGAUUUUCUUCACUGUAUUCCUGCAG